AUGGUCACGUCGACGCCUACAAUCUCUAGACAACGCCCUGGCUCGGCCUGUGAGGAGUGUCGACGGCGAAAAGUGCGCUGUGACCGUCGUCGGCCUCAGUGUCAGGUGUGUUUCGAGACCGGGAUCGAGUGCAAGAUCAACACCACCAGAUUGCCCCGGGGACCUCGAAAGGGCCAGUUGCGUACGCUGCGGACAAGAAUCGCUGCUCUAGAGCGCUGCCUCGCAGAUCAGCAUCCCGAGAUCAAUCACCAGAUGGCGAGUCUGUUUGACGGCACGGUACUUGACUGUGACUCGGAGGAUGAUCCCUUCCGGGACCUCACUUCACUGUCUGAUUCAAUCCCGGUCUCAGUGCCUUUUUCGGCUCUCCCUGACCCAGUCUUGGCCCCGAUCCAGUCGCCAAGGACCCCAGAGUCGUUACCACGGUCGACAGGCCUGGUUUCGGAGCUGAUGCGAGCUGAACUUGACCAACUGUAUUUCGAUCGGGUGCACCCGUUUGCGCCUAUCCUCCAGCGCUGGCGCUAUCACGUCUGGGCUCGCCAACCUAAGAAGUCCGACAGCCAGGUCUGUUUACAAUACGCCAUGUGGACGGUGGCAGCCUCUCUGUCUGCCCAGUUUCAGGCACUACGGGAUCAGCUGUACAGCGAGACGCGAAGGAUUCUCGAUUCCUUAGAUCGACCAGAUAGUAUAACAAUGGUCGCCGGGCUGGAAAAGGCUCAGGCAUGGAUUCUAAUCGGGCUCUACGAGUACAUGCAACGGUCGGCUCUCCAGGCCUGGAUGAGCAUAGGAAGAUGCUGCCGACUGGUACUAGGAAUGCGGCUCUAUGAGCUGGACGAUUCCACCAACCCGGUGACGACGGCACGGGAACAGGAAGCUAUAUUGGUGGACUGGAUCGGGCUGGAGGAGCAGCGCCGGACUUUCUGGAUGGCGUAUUCGCUGGAUCGAUUUAUCAGUUUCCACAACGGGCUGCCGUUUACUCUGCAUGAACCCGUGAUCACCACGCGGCUGCCCAGCCCGGAAGAGGAGUUCCAAUGCGGGCAACCAACCCUAACGCCAUACCUACGCGAAGUGAUGAGCCAGCAUCCUCACCUUCACCACCCAGUCCAACCCAAUCUAUACCAAUACCCCCAUCUGCAUGUUCAGCAACAGCAACAUCACCCCCACAUCUACGCGAUCCCUCAUUCCCCGACCUCCCCAACCCACCUGACAAUGGCCUUCCCCCCCGUGGCAGUGGCAACCUCCACCAACCCCACAGCAACAACAACCCCCGUCCUCAACCCCGACCUCAAUAGCCAAGUCACCUAUUCAAACUCAAGCUUCACCGAAUUCAUCCUCCUCGCCACGAUCGUCGGUCGCGCCCUCUCACACCGCCAAGCGCUGGUGGUAGAGCAACCCUUCCAACCAUUCCACCACCCGCCCCUGUCCCCGACAAGCCCCCACACCCCGCUCCCCAACUCGCUCGAAACCUUCUGGAACCGCCACCACGCCCUUCACGCCUACCUCAGCGCCCGCAUCCAGUCUCUGUCGUCCAACCCCCAGGCUCUAGACGACCCAUUGAUCAUGUUCGCGCGCAUCGUCGCGCAGAGCAUGGUACUGUUCCUGCACAACGUCCUCGAGUCCGUCGCGUGGAAGUCCGGCGGCGAUCAACUGCUCGGCAUCAUCGAGGACGAGCGGCUCUGUGUGCUCGCCGCACACGAGGUCGUCGGCCUGGUCAAGGUGCAAGGCCAGUUAGGGUAUUUUAAGGUUAGUUGUGCCCCUUGUUUUUGCGUGUGGUGUCGUUGUCGUAUCACCUUAGCCUUGAGCUGGGUCUGUUGGCCACCCCUGCAUUAUCAUCUGUCUCUUCCUCAAACCACGCAGUGAGAGAUGUUCCUCCUGGAGAUGAUUCAUUGCAUCGCAGCCACACUCCACCCAAAACCCCACGCAGAGCAGAAACCCUGUA
Molecule: messenger RNA, 1936 nt
Organism: Aspergillus brunneoviolaceus CBS 621.78
Lineage: Eukaryota; Fungi; Ascomycota; Eurotiomycetes; Eurotiales; Aspergillaceae
Product: fungal specific transcription factor domain-containing protein
Exons: 5
Coding region: 1-1857 (618 amino acids)
Biological process (GO): DNA-templated transcription; regulation of DNA-templated transcription
Cellular component (GO): nucleus
Molecular function (GO): DNA-binding transcription factor activity, RNA polymerase II-specific; DNA binding; zinc ion binding
Source: RefSeq, a predicted model, not a curated record